Messenger RNA from Paramisgurnus dabryanus, 2783 nucleotides. RefSeq lists its product as uncharacterized. Lineage: Eukaryota; Metazoa; Chordata; Actinopteri; Cypriniformes; Cobitidae. The record is from RefSeq and is a predicted model, not a curated record.
CUGCAGCCUUUCAAAGACCAAUAAGUCUCGUCUUCAAAGUCUGCGUCUUUAGAAGGACCCAGCUCUCAAAUCGCAAGGCACAUAAAAUCCAUUUGAACCGUUUCCAACACGGUAAGUGCGGCUGGCUUCAUUUCCGAGUAGGUAUUGCCCACUUGACCGCAGUCUUUAUCCGUCUGUUUAACUAAUUGAAGUAUCAGAUUGUCCGAACUUUUAAACCUUGAAGUGACUUCACGUGACAACGAUGACUUUGGUGCUGCACGUCGAUUAAGUCGAGCAUCACCCCAACAAAUCAAGUGUUUAAAGACUGACUCUCUAUCCAUUUGCUUGUGUAGGGGACUGAUCAGAGGAUCAGAGAAUUAUUAGGGUAUAAGAGCAUAAUUUUGACCUGAAGUUAUGAAUUUACUACUUCCUUUACUUUUUCAAGCUGUUUUUCUGUAUGAGACGUUUGCAUGGCAAGUGACAAUGCCUAAGGAAAUUCAUGGCCUCAAAGGUUCCUGUCUGGUUAUACCGUGCUCUUUCUACUACACAUCCUACCCACCUACUAACCCACAUAGAGUUGUGUGGUAUCAGUGGGUCUCUCAAGGCUACCCUUUAGUAUACGAUCCCCGGUAUCCAUAUGACGUCAUUGGCAAGUUCAGAGGAAAAACUGAUUUAUACGGCAACCCAUCAAAACGGAGUUGCAGUCUGCUGAUCAAAAGUGUGGAUCUGUCCCACCAUGGAGAGAAAUUAUAUGCAUGGAUUGACCCAGAAAAUGUUGGAAAGAGCACCUACAGGUUUUUUGAUGUCACCUCCAUGAUUCUUGUUGACACAGAACCGUCGCAGCCCAUCAUCAAAAUUAAUGGAGGGGCAAGGACCGGUGACAGCAUUACAGUGACAUGUUUUACCUUACACACCUGUCCAUACAGCAAACCAAACAUCACUCUGAACGGUAUUGAAGGAUCUGAUCAAAUAGUGGAUGUUGAAAUAAAAAAUGGUCAAAGGAAAAUCAUUCUGACACGCACCGGUGUUGUGAAGGCUGAACGCUCAGAUAUUGAGUGUACUGUAACACAUUAUGGAGGCAUAACAACAAGAGCUAAAACGAACAUAGAUUCAGCAUGUAUUCCUUACAGUAUAACCAUUGAGCCUAAACAGGCAGAUGUCACAGAGGGUGUUGCAAGGGACUUCAAUUGUACCGUCCACCAUUCCUGCCAGAAUAAUCCUCCAAUCCUAUCCUGGAACUAUGAGAACAUGCCGGUGAAAUAUGGAAAGAAACAACCUAAAGGGUUUGCAUUGGUCACCAUAAUAUUUUUAGGUGAAAAGAAAGAUGAUGGGAAGAAAUUGAUCUGUACUGCAAACUUUUCUGGACACAAAAUCACAGCAUCUGUUGACUUACAUGUAAAACAGUAUGAAGCCAAACCAGACAUAAUCAACAAGAAAACUGAAGUCCUGUAUGAGGCAGAUGUGGCACCCAAGAUCACCGCAUUAACCCAUUCCUGUGUGGUGAUACCCUGCACUUUUAACAUGGAAGAGGUACUUGCAGCGCAAAUUCGAGCUCGUUGGGUCUCGAAAAAAGGUUACAUGUACCACACCGGACCGAGCCGCAUCUCGGACAACUUUAGAGGCCGCACAAGACUGCUUGGAAACCCAGAUGAACAAAACUGUACGGUCGAGAUUGAUGAUGUACAAGACCAUGAGAAUGGACCGUUCUGUUUCCAAGCAGAAAAAGAAGUCGAAUACAAAUUUAACAACAGCUGUGUGUUCAUUCUGAUGCGAGCCCAACCCGACAUUCCUGUGGUGUCAUCACUUCCUGAAAACAUUGAGCCCGGGACGCGCGUCACAGUAAAAUGCUCAGUCAAGCACACCUGUCCCUCUCAUCCCCCCGGCAUCACCUGGAGCAUCCCGACUGCCCGAGAAACAGUCAGCCACCGGAGCAUGAGCGGAGGAGUCUGGGAAACAGUCUCCACUGUGACCUUUAUCCCGACCGGAUACGAAGAGAUAGAUGAAAUUGUUUGCAAUGCAAAGUUUUGGGGUGAUAAAGUGAAGAUGGUUAAUGGUUCAACUGAACUGAGUGUCAGAAGAAUUCAAGGUGUUGGAAUGGAGAUUUAUGGGCCGUGUGUUAUAGCUCCCGUACUUCUGCUCCUGCUUUGCGCUGCAGUUAUCAUAUUCAAGAAGAGACGCAGUUCUAGGAUGUCUGAAGGAAGAGCUGUCUGGAAUAACAGUACAGGAGAUGAGGAUUACAACAGAUAUCAGUAAAAUACGGACUUGAGAUCAUUGUCUUUUUAAGAAACGUGAAAUCUUAUUAGAGAUUAUGGUUGAGCAACCAGCAAAUUUACCAGAAGGAGGUACAUGAAUGUUGUUCUGUACAUCACUCUUGUUUGAGUUCUAGUUCCUGGAAAUUAAAAUAUUUUUAUAAUUAGUUAUGUAUAUAUCUAACAUGUUUAUAUAGUAAAAAUUGACAUAAUUCCAAGAUUUUGCAUUUUCUUUUUGCUGUGACAGUAAUACAAGUGUUUGUUAUUUUCUAGAAAUACCACAAAGAUUUUAAUGGUUUUAUACCUGCAUAAAGCUGACUAACACUUUCAUGGGAAUAUAGUUAUAAUUUUGAUAUAAUACUCAUGAUGUAUUCACAUGAAAAAAAUGUGCAGUAAUGUUUUUUAGAAAACUUUUUACUAAACUAAACAUAUCUGCUAACAUUCAACAUCAGUAAAUGCUAAACACGCAGCAGCAAAUACAAAUGUUUAAUUUAACUAUUAACUCAUUUUUUAAUUGAAAACCCUGUGAAGCAAUUUAGUGAAAAUAAAAUGUUA